UUCCAUUUUCACAUGCGCGCGCCAUCGCAUCUCAUCGACGACCCCAGCGACGCCCGACCUCGGACGCUCCUGCGCGCUCCCACGGUCGACGAGCAGGACAUGUACUGCUUGACGAGCUACGACGAUCCACACUUAUACUACCACAAGGCGAUUGCCGCCGGCGAUCUGCCGAUGACGCGGCGACUAUUGCCUGCGUGGGACAACGACCGCGCCAUGGACGUGGCCGCAAUGCACGGGCAAUGCGACGUGCUCCUCUUCCUGCACAAGGCGAGCCGCGCCGGCUGCACGACGCGCGCGAUGGACUACGCUGCCGCGUACGGGCAGAUGGAGUGUCUACGAUUCCUGCAUCAGUUUCGCAAGGAAGGCUGCUCGCGCCAGGCACUGCUGUACGCAGUCCGGAACGACCACGUGCACUGUGUCCUCUACCUCUGGCGCCACCAGCCGCAGCCACACUGGUUCCACCUCGACGCCGCCAUCCGCUUUGCAAAAGAGUACAAGCAGCGACGCGUGCUCAAGGUGCUCCAGCAGAUCCGCCGCGACGCAUCGCAGACCUCGUUUUUCCAGCGCCACCUCUGGCGGCCACUGCGUACCCGCCUCACGCAUUUCUAGUUGCUGUCCAUAACCUCGUGCAUCAUGUACAAGAAUGUCAUUUCUUGGAUUCGUUUUG
Messenger RNA from Saprolegnia parasitica CBS 223.65, 667 nucleotides. RefSeq lists its product as hypothetical. Gene Ontology annotation, molecular function: protein binding. The record is from RefSeq and is a predicted model, not a curated record. The coding region runs from base 13 to 609 and encodes 198 amino acids. The transcript is spliced from 2 exons. Lineage: Eukaryota; Oomycota; Saprolegniomycetes; Saprolegniales; Saprolegniaceae.